Messenger RNA from Spirometra erinaceieuropaei, 11675 nucleotides. NCBI's taxonomy places the organism in Eukaryota, Metazoa, Platyhelminthes, Cestoda, Diphyllobothriidea, Diphyllobothriidae. The record is from the annotation of a GenBank genome assembly.
AUGCACAGAAGACUAACAAAUAGACCCCGCUGGCUGACGCCGUCCUUAAAGAAGGAGGUUAACAAGAAGAGGAAGCUGUGGAAAAGAUCCCUGACUGACCGGACGCCAGAAUCCCUAAGCAGUUAUAAGUCUCAGAGAAAUCGGGCCAAAGUUCUCAUCGCUAGAGAUCGGAAAGCCUUUGAAAAGGAUCUUCUCAACCGUGCCAGGGUUAAUCCCAAAGUCCUCUACAGCUACAUAAGACAGAGCACGCGGAACAAAGACCCCAUCCCACUGCUGCGAACAGCCGAGGGAAUGGAAAUCUCCGAUGACAAGGAUAAGGCUGAACACCUCUCUCAGUUUUUCCGGUCCGUCGUGAUAAGUGAACCUGAUUUUCUCUCCCCCAUUUGUGAAGACGAAGAAAAGCCUACCCUUGAAGCCCUAUUCUUCACCGACGCAAUUGUUCGGAACGAGUUACUUAACCUGAAAGAAUCGACCUCCCCAGGACCUGAUGCAAUCCCCGCCAAGCUGCUGAAGGAGCUAGCUCCCGAAAUGUCCAAGCCAUUAGCCUUGAUCUUCCAAACAUCAUUUCUUACUGGAUGCCUGCCCUCUAACUGGAAGUCCGCUACCAUCACUCCGAUUUUGAAGAGCGGAAGUCGUGCGUCUGCGAAUAACUACAGGCCAGUGAGUCUAACCUCCAUCUGUUGCAAAAUCAUGGAGAAGAUCAUUAAGAAGGCCUUGAUGCAGUUCCUCGAGCAGCACCACCUCCUUUCUGAUGCACAACACGGCUUUCGAAGUGGUAGGUCCUGCCUCACGAAUCUGCUCUUUACGCUCGAACGCUGGACCAAAGCACGCGAUGAAGGUAGUGCGGUGCACGCCAUCUACAUCGAUUUCAAAAAGGCCUUCGACAGCGUUCCCCACCAACGUCUCUUGCACAAACUGCGCAACGCUGGAAUUCGUGGACGCCUUCUUGUAUGGAUCCAGAGCUUUUCGGCUGGACGGUCCCAAAGCGUGCAGGUCGGGCGUCAACAGUCCUCAGAGGUAAGCGUGGUGAGUGGCGUCCCACAGGGCUCAGUCCUAGGUCCCACGUUAUUCCUCGUUUUCAUAAAUGACUGCGUCAAGGACUUAGACUGUGAUACCAUCCUGUUUGCCGACGACAUUAAAUUGUGGAAAGUUAUUCACAAUGCGGCAGACGCAGACCACCUGUAAGCAAACCGGAACAGGCUCGAAGACUAGUCAAAGCGCUGGCUUAUGCCCUUCAAUAUAAGCAAGUGCAACUUUCUUCAACUAGGCAGCUUCAGCGCCUCCAGCCCCAGGACUUACUUUCUAGAGGGCACACCACAGCAACAGGUUGACAGUCAGAAGGACUUGGGUGUAUGGAUUACAUCUUCACUCAAACCAACACUUCACUGCGCGAAGGCGUCUAAAUCGGCUAUGGCUACACUGCAACUAAUUAAGCGAGCAUUUAUGGGAUUUGAUCCAGACAGCUUUUCAAAAAUAUUUGGCACCUACGUGAGGCCUCAUCUAGUAUACGCCAUACAGGCGUGGAGACCUUGGACUGCCAAGGACUAUACCGUUUUGGAGAAGGUCCAGAGACGGGCGACCAAAAUGACACAAGGUCUGGGAGCGCUGUCUUACGAAUCUCGACUGUCAACUCUCUACCUGUUUCCACUUUCCUAGAGGCAAUUACGUGGUGACCUUAUACUUGCAUCUCGCAUUAUCAACGGCCUAGACUGUUGUUUAGAUCCCACUGAUUAUUUCGCACGAGCUAACACGCCCAAUUUGCGCGGUCAUCCCCUAAAACUACGCGCCGGGAAAGCAAGGAUAAAUAGGAGAAAGUUCUUUUUCAGUCACAGAGUGGUUGCAGCGUGGAAUACCCUGCCCACCGAUGUUGCAACCUCCUCCUGUGUGAAGUCCUUUAAGUUUAGACUUGACGCGCAUCAAGCCUCCCAGUUACCAGCCUUACAUCCACUCACAUAACCGGCACCAACUUAAACUUGCUCAUACUACUUGUAACUUGUUAGUAACCGUUAUUGAUUUCUCUUUUUGACUAGCUGUCAGCGAUUAUGUACAAAACCCCUUUUUCCCCUUCCCACUAUCAAUGUUUUUCUCCGACGACUUGUAACCAAUAGGGAGUUCAAAGGCGCUCGCCUAUAUUUCCCUUAAUAAACUGAAACUGAAACUGAAACUGCAUUUUAAAGGAACUUGACACAACUUUGAAUGAGAUAUAGAACAAGCACUUGCACCUGCUGACGACUUUGUUCUUAUUUACUAGUUUGUAACUGUUGGGAUACUGCUAUCUUCGUUUCCUGAAUAGCCUACUCGUUAUGCCCACCUAAUGGGUCCAUCACUUACAGACUAAAACGCUAGAUUCAAAACGAGCGACCUUCAGCUAAACGAACAUACAAAAGAAACAUUAGAAAUAAAACUACGUUGCUGGAAUAUUAGUUUUCUUAAGAAGCCUGAAGACCAAGCUGCACAGUUCAAACUCAUAAGAUAUUCCUUGGCGCUUGUUAUAUACAAUUUCAGACAUUUGUAGAACUGUUUGCUAAUAGUCGACAAUGUUUGCUGUAUUUUUUAUCCCACUCGAAUUUCAAAGUCGUUCUACACAAUUUUUGUGGACAACGGUAAGCUGUAGGACAUCCAACGGACUUGAGCUAGUCUGUUAACCAUGUCAUACGUUUAAUGAUGGUAGAAGAGGUUUUGCUUGUGAGGCCGCACACAGGACGGAGAGCAAGAAGACACGGAAAAUAGGUAAUUUUCUGCCGAAAGUCUUAUCGCAUGUUGUCAUUUGGCAAUGAGAGUGAGUGCGAUAAUCAAAAAAUAAACAAAAAGCGACUUUUGAAAAAAUAACGGACUUUGAAUAAAGCGCAGCUUGUAAAUUUAAAUUUGGUCGGGAAGGGUAGGAAAUUUCGAACAAUGGGAACGGUGAAUAAUAAGUGAUGUUUACAGUCACACUGAAUUUUGGGGUAUAUUUUUGUAGUUGCCAUCUACUCGUGGGCACUGCACGCUACCGCAGGCGCACAAAAACCGAUGAAUUAAUUUUUCAGAACUGCUGACGUAACGGCUGAUUUUAUUGCCGAUUUUCGAUUUUAAGGGAGAGCUUGAUGGCGAAAGUCUCAUAUCCUAAUAACUUGAGUUAAACUAAUCUAAAUAUUCUCUUUGCUAGUGCGCCGUGCACCGGCUUUGCAUUUCCACAUGCCACGAUUAGCCUGCUUUGCUUCGCUGGUUGUUUGACUGGUAUGACUUAAAUCUUCGGGCUUAUGUAAGCAGCUAAUUCGGGAUGACGAUCACGGUAGCAUGUGAACGUUCUUCAACUGAUUGUCCACUUUAGGUUCAUGCCUUGGUUAGAGGUUACUAUACCCUUGUCGGCCGCUUUCACUUACUUGUGUUUUUGUUACUGUCGCGGCACCUGGGCUUCCUGAACAAAGUAUGAUUAGCGUGUGAAGUCGCAGGUUGUUCCUCUCUUAUAUUCUCCCCUGUUCUCCCCUUACGCCUUCCCGCGCGCCGCUUGCGGCAGAAGUGUCGGCUUGCGCCCUUUUUCGUGUAGACGGAGUACGGUUCACCUUAUAAUUCCCACCGACCGGCCCUCACAUGCUUUAUCGUUUUGAACGUAACUACUACGAUUUUUGUUGUUGUAAAGCUAUCAUGCUUAUCCAGUCAUAUCAUGCCGUUUUCCCUGGCCUUCGCUUUCGUCCCCAACUGCAACGCCAAAUAUCCGACUCAUCAUCUAACAAUUGUGAGGCUACUAUUGCGCGUAGGCACCCUUGUUGUCAUCGUGUAUUGGCUUCAUAUACAGUUCCCGUCCAGCGACGGCUUAGACCUGUUUUUGAGUUCGUACGCAAAUCCAGGUUCGGUCGGCCAAUAAAUUGUUGGGAAGGAGAGUUUCUUCGGUCCAACUUGCACUUCUAUGAUUUUUUUAGGUGUCUGUUUACCCCGGAAACUAUCUUUCAUUUCACGCGACUACCUUCUGCCGCCGUCACCGAACAAAACGUUCUUACAUUGCUUCGGUACUCGCUUAGGUUGGGCAAAAAUCAAUACACCGUUACAAGUGCAUAGACUAUUAAUAUCAAUAUCUAAAUAAGCUAAUUAAUUACGACUCGCAUGCCGUUAUACUUUUUUCGGGUUGGCCACAUGCCUGGAGCAAUUUUCGGCUUGCUGUCCCAACCGAUCACACACUUGUUACGGGGGUUGUGCGUAAGUGGCUGGCAGAGCAAAACGGCCAGUCAGCGAAUGCCGUACACGACCUGGCCUCCACAAAACACCAGGAUUUCAGAAAAAAUGUCGUGUAGCUGACAUCUUCCAUGCGUGCGGGUGCGUAGAGAUUAAGCUAAGAAAGAGCUAUUGACCUUUCCUUAAAGUGCACCAGUGGACCACUCUACACAAAAACACGUACAGGACCGACUGAGAGAUCCGAAUUGUACCAUCAGUCGAUAAACUCCCAAUCUACGACGCUGAGCGUGUCGUGGCGUAUUCAAGCGCUUUGGGUUUUUCAUGACGAUGAAUACACUGAGGUGUCGCGGGGGUGGAAUCCACGGAGUCACCCUAGUUUGCUUUUCCCUCUGCCACGUGCUAGUCGAAUGCCAGAGUCGGUCAAACAGCUGGUGAAGCGAGCGGGCAUAAUGACUCGCAGAGCUGAAACAAAACGUCUGCGCGUGCCACGCAAGCCGGCUCCAUACAAAACACCAGUUUUUCAUAAAAAAAUAUGGAAACUCGACCUUACAUCUUCAAGAGCACUACAGGCCACUUAGAGGAGGAUUCAAAGACAAGCUUUUCACAUACGUGGGAGCGGCUAAGUCCAUGCCCUUAACGAGUGAUGUUUGACGGGUUUGCAUGUGGUGUAUGUGCUGGCGGGAAGAUGUAUGGUGAUUGGAUUUGGUCUGUCAAGGUUAGACCCAGAUUUGCAUGGAAGCUUAUUUGGCCGAGUAGGCCCAUGCGGUGAUUUAACAUACGUGGGAUGUGAGGCGACUCCGACAGGUGCAUCUUGGUGUUUUGGCACUGUUUCAACAACCUCCGUGCAAUGGACUCGUCUAACCGAUAGGGGUAGAUAGGUGAUAUGCAUGUGCGAUGACGGUAUGAUCUGGAUUGAUUGGUGUGUUGUGUUAGUAGCGUUGGUGAUGCAGUUUACAAUGGCGACACUGGUAAAGGGGUAUUUGCAGUACUGGAGAUGGAAAAAGUUUCGUCCGUGCAGGGUGUGCCUAGAUCGCUGACGUUUCGGUGCUUUUUGUUGUUUUGGAUGCGCAUGUGUCCGAUAGGACACUUACGAUGACUGGGCGCGUGUGGGAAAUGCAGGCUGUUGAGGGGAUGUGGUGGAUGUACGUCAGGACUUCCAGAAUCGGCUUGUCGUUCUGAGUUAGAUACACUCGCAAGUGGCCGACCAGGUCAAUAGAGGAUGUGAUGGCUCUACAUCAAUCGGAACAGAUUCGGAGCAAGUCCACGUUGCUGCUGGCCGAGCGGUGGUGGCGACAAUGAGGGUGAUGAUUGGUGGGACGUCGGGAGUGUUCUUAUCGGCGGCGGAAGUAACAUAAGUGGUUGUGGUCGUCGCGGGGUUUUUGGUGGAGAUAGUAAAGAUUGCGGUCUGCGUCAGUCGCGGCUACGGCGACAGAAGGUUCUGAUUUUACUCACCGAUGAUGGUUUUGGCUGUCUCGGCCUUCGUGGCGGUUCUAGUACGAGUAACUGUGGAGGUGCUUUCGGUAACAGCAAAUGCUGAUGCAAUGACGUGGAGCCAGCAGACGUCCAGCGAAACCAAUUGUUAUGCGAAAUGGGCGGUGACAUAGUGGGCACGUUAAAAGUGAUGGAGCGUUAGGGUUGAGGAUCCGUGGGGUUAGCGAUCUGGUAUCACUCUUUCGGCUUCGGCGGUCGAAAUUAUAAUAAUAAAUUGUUUCGUUUAGCAUCCAUAAAGUACUUUCAAGGCAAAUAAAAAUUCAUUCUGGAGUGAGUUUGAUAACAAGCAGGCAAGCAGUGUACGGUAUCCAUUUCGUGCCUAUAAAACAGGCAUUCUAAUGUGGAAAAACGGUUAGCAAACACCCAAUGCGGUUGGCCGCGUAAAUUAUUGCUUCAGUCUUGAUAAUUCCACAAGCCAGUUGAUUUUUACUGGGAUAGUUUUAGAUGCCAAACUGAUCGACAAUUGCCUAAGGGGGGCCCCCUGGAGUGCAUAUUGUUUUUUUUCAGCCUGCUUAACUACUCCAUUUCCCAGGAUUCUUUUCCUUCAUUCCAGAUUUAGUAUUCAUCGGAUACAGUUCAGAUGGAAGUGUCUCAACUUUCUGGUUUGGUUGGCGUAUAUGGUCCAUGCGUCGGAUACUUAUAGAACAAAGCGAAAAUGUAAAGUUAAGAUCAGCUUUCCUUGAUAUCUUUCCACUAAACCAAACAGCCAAUGCCGAGGAAGGUGCAGAUUACGGAGGACUUAUUCGUUCGCAACUGGAAUACGUAAUCCAAGCGUAGCGUUUCACUAGGCUGUUUAAAGGCAUUGCCUAUUACCCCGAAAUAUACUGACCGAUACUGAACAAUUAACCAGUGAUGAUCUGGCUUGGCAGAUAAUGAUGGUCCUAUAUAGACUUGCUGUUUUAAAAAUUCUCAUUAGUUAUAUGCCUAAAAUUUUUGAAUAGUGACGUUUCACAUGAAGCAGACUCCUGACUCACGCCUUUCUGGCUAGCAUAAAUUGCUGACCUGAUCGAUCUUGAUCUGGAAUAGGAGCCUUACGCAGGAUGAUUUUCCAACGAACUGCACUGUGUAGCUGGAGCCAUAAUUCAGAACUAGGACUCAUAAGUAGGUAGACAAGGUCGCAAUGAUUGAUGAGGUCAGUAAAGCUAUUAAUAAAAACGAGGAUACACAAACUCUGAUUUAACUUACCAACAGCAUAUAUCCCUCUGGAAAGUAGUGGGGUAUUUUGUUAAACUUAUCCGCAAUGUCAUCCAUGCGAACAGGAAUUUCAGUCACUCGGAGGACACUGCGUCACACCCACAACUGUUGACGAUAUACUGUAUACGAAUUCUAAAAAACGAUGUAAAAGCCUCGGAAAAAAUAAACGAAAUCAGACUUUUGUAAACGAAACAAGCAAAUUAAACUUAUGUCAUGCUAUUUUAAUCUUUCAUUGCAGCCGUAUGAAGGCGGCUGUUUUGACUUUUGCAUAUGACGGUCCAAAAUAACGGUAAUAAAAUUAAGCGGCCAACCAUUCAGAGUUUCUCGUGAAAAAUGAUCAGGUUCUCUGAAAGCUUUAGCCAAUUUUUAAGAGGGAUAUUUUGCAGCCGACAUGUUGACAUGCGUUUACAGACAGGACGUUAUUAAAUGUUUCGGAAUUCGCCAAUUUAAUAUUAGUGUAAAAAACGACUAAAAUAAUGUGUUUCCCUCAUCUUUACUACGCUUUAACAAGUAAUAAAUCUUAAGGCGAAUGUGUCGACGGUUUUGUUGGGCGUCUUUAUGUGAAAGUUCACAACUAUAAAAUAUGAUACUUUGUUGUAAUAUGACAAAAUUUUAAAAACAUCUGAUUGGGGUUUUGUUAAUUACUUCAUUUCAAAAUAAGGCAGGGUGAAUUUGCUCGUACGAGAAUAGUUCCGUCUCCACACAUAAGCAUAGAACGUUGCGCAGGUUAUCUCACGCUUGUAACUGUAAAUUUGUUUCCAAUUGCAACUUUUACUUUUUGCAAUCACAUGUCAGGUUUGAGCGAAACAAAAAAGCAUUUUUAAUCCUUGUGGUGUCAUUUGCAGCUGCACUGGAAUGAGAUGAGCCAAAGCCGCACCCUUGACUGGGUAGAGAACACAGAGUCCGCAGACGUCGAUAAAAAACAGAAAAGCCUAAACACUCGUAUUCUUCACUUGGAUGACACUGUUCACACCGUCCAGCUUCCUGUACGUCGAUUGUACUGCUAGGCUUAAAAAUUGCGUACAUAUCGAAAUGAUUUACUUCACUGUCUUGUGAAUUCUCUUAGCUGAUUUUAAAUGCUUUUGAAGAAAUUUUAUGGCCAAAUGUUUUAGGCAAACACCCUAUGUGAAUAUUUUUGUGGUCGGCCGAUACGUGAUUUAUUUAUCGUAUAUCGCAGAAAUUCCAAAAUUUCAAGUUAAUGGUGAAAGUUAAUUAGGAUUUGAUGCCCACAUAUAAGUUAGUCAUAGGUCUGCUCUUAUGCUAUUAAUUUUACAUUUUUUAGUUGUUGAAGCAGGAAAAAUGCUUAUAUUUUUGAAAAAAUAUUGGCAGUUCCAAUAACAUUUGAGGGUAAAUGCUCGAGACCCCACAUUCUCAAUAUAACCUUUCAAUAGCUUUCUGAAUUUAAAACUGAAUUCGCAGUUUUUUGAUUCUUUAUUGAAUAAACGGAGAAUCGUUUCCUGAAGAAUAAGGACUCAUAGGGGCCGCAGUGUUAUGUGACACAUUUGAUGAGAUUCAUAAGUCGAUUGUAGCACAGCCAUCUUACUGAUAAUGUAGUUUAACUCUAUGAACCAGUAUGGCAUAGCCUUUUACAUACCUACUUAACUGAGCUAUGAUCAUGCGAAAGUGAUUUAAAACGUAGUUUCAAAAACAACACUGGAUACAGACGUUGACGGUAUUUUUUAAUAGAAAUCAGAGGGUCUGAAUAUUUUUCACUUUUGCACUCAUGACUAUACAUUAAAAUAGAAUUAUUUCAAAAAGUACUUUUUCUAGCAUAAAAGCGAAUUCGAUGUUAUGUAGACGUCCAUGUAGGCCGCAUCUAGUGUAGGGCUAAGAAAAAUAAUUUCUAACACGCUGCAGAAGUCCGAAGCCAAUUUGAGCAUUGGCAACCGCCAUAUUUCAACGCCAUAUUUCCUUUUAGCGACAAUGCCUUAUGACAUUAUUUUUUAUUUAUUGGCAACGGAUAAGUCCAGGUAGGAUAUUAAGCUUGGCUACCGUAUUUGUUUGGUUUUCUGUUAUUCAAGAGCAGACUACGUUAUUUUUGCCUAUUGGAAUAUUUCCUUAUAUUUCAAAAAGCCUUCGUCCUCAGUUAGAUUGCAGUUAUGUCUUUCGUAAUAAAAACAUCCACAUUGAUGAAAACUGCAGAGACGAAAUGCAUCCAAGUCAUCAAUUUUGCAUAAGUUCAAGUGGCUAAACGUGAAGUUAAUGUGCUCAGACAUCUUAUCACAUAGCUCUACCAGUUGUCACAAAACUAUGAGCAGGCACUUAGAUUUAAUUUAAGAGUGCCUAGAUUUCCAUCUUUGAGGUUAAUUUUUCCGAAACGUACGCACACAACUCCUAGGUUUAUUGCAUCAAAAAUCCUCAUAAACGCACUUUAAUUUACUCAGGCCAGUACGGACUUUUGAUAAAAAAAAUGUCGUUUGCUAGAUGCAAGAAGGGGUAAAAGAACUUCAUAACUAGUGUGAACUUUGCCUUACCAAUAUGCCGUUCCAAAACAUUGUAGAAUUCUUCGCCUUUUGUUUCUUUCGACCUACACAUAUUUUCCUACACAGUAUUUUGUAAAUGCAUCCUUUUCAAUUUGGACAUGAUGACUAGACUGACACCUGGAAAGCGUAACACAACGCUGCCCAUUUACUUUGAUGAAAGCAUUUUAUUCUUUUUGAAUAACACUAGGAAGAGAUUUGUCCGAAUUUAUCCGUUAAUUUGAAGAGAAGUGCACAUGACUGAUAUCAAGUAAUUGGAUAUGCACCGGUUUAAUUUUUCCAUGCAUAUGGACGUUCUUAAUUUUUAUCGUCAGGCUACGUGGGAGUUAUAAUGUGUUAAACACCUUCAUGCACAAUUCGGACGCAUCUGAUAACAAAUUUUCCUUUGUUAGCUUGCAGUUACUUAUUCAGUCAAAUGAAUUUACGGUGGUUAAUAACUUAAAAGAUUGUCGAUACUAGAAUUGAUGAUAUAAAUAGGUUUACUCUCAUCUUAUUAUAAAGGAAAGCAUAAUUACCCAUAUCUUACGAACGCCUGCAUGUAUUUCAUUCACGACUGACUCAUAACUUUUAAACACUAGGCGGAUUAUGACAUAGUCAGCGCUAAAUACCAUGUGAUUAUGGAACUUUACGUAAUCAUAUGUUCUUUGCCUAUAACACGCAGUCGCCUAAAAAGAUAUUAUUCGAACAAUUAGCUUCCGAAUACUUUACGAAAACAGCGUAAAACGUAUGUGUCAGCAUACUACUGCGAUGUGCCUAGAUACGCUGAUACCGUCGUUAUAAUGCUUAAGUUCGCCACCAUAUGGAUUGCGCAUAUUUGUAUUGUAAUGUUUGCCGCUUUAUUACAUUCGUUCAGACUGCACUAGGUGGAUUCAACAUAACUGGGCAUUAAUUUAUUAACUGAGAAACUUCAUGGGUACAGAUUAACUACCAUAACUUUUAUAAAGACACAUUUUUCCUUUGUAAAACUAGGAGGCCUUAAUGAGUAAAUCAGUGUUUCUCACUUAGUCUUCAAGGAGGAGAUUUGGGAUCUAGGGAACUUAGAAUAGAUAAAGCCAAUAUUUUAACCCCAGUCAAAGCAGUUUUAACCCUUUAUUGGAUAUAACAUGCGAAUGCACACCUAAUAUAACAUUUUGGGAGAAUUACUGCUUUUUGUCUUAAAUCGCGUUAUACUGAGUGGUUCGUUUUUUGAAAUUUAAGUGUCGUUACUUCAUUUGGAAUACUUUUAGCACAAUGCCAGUGGAGCAGACUUGUAUGUGCAGGUCAUCCGCCGGUUCAAUAUCUUGGAAUCCGACUAUUUUGAUCUUGAGUUUGUCAACGAAGAUGGAAUUCGGGUACGAAAUUUUAAACGCGUUUUUACUUCUUAAUGGCUACAAUCUGAUAUGGGUCUUUGUCUCCAACUCCAAGGAAAUUUUGAACUGAAGUGUACAAUAGUUUAUUUAAAAUCUCAGAAAUGGAUUUUGGUUGGAAAAAAAGUUCUUAAAAUUUUGCAGUAAGUUAAAAAGUACAAUGUGUCAAAUAACGCACUCAUGCAGUUUUUACUUUGACAUGAAGAUGAUGAACCAUCCUUCCCCAGUUGGAUAAAGAUGCCCAACAUCUUUUUCCGGAAUGCUAUGGUGUUCGCAUGAAAAAAACAUUUAUAAUCAGCACUGUUGGGCAAAUUUAGUAAUUUCACCCUCUUUUUUAUGACCUGCAGUCAUUUCUUCCAGGUUCUUAGAUGUUCCCCUGGGAUUUAUUGUCGCGUUCUGAGUCAAACGGCCUACUUAGACUUUGCUUUUAAUCAACGUUGUCACCAUCAUAUAAGCGAAGAUUUCGAUGCAUGCAAUUACCUCAUUUGCAGUAUUUUUUGGACAAAUUGAUAAAGCAUAAAGUUAUGUAUGUAAACCACCGUUUUGCUUGCCGUAAUGACCAGGAGUGAAAAAUAUAACAGAGAUAAAAGUCGUUUUUAUCCUUUUGACAGAGCCAACUACCGUGCUUUCUCUCUAAAUUAGUGAAAAAUCAAAGGAAUAUUGCCUUGCCUCCAUAGAAUGUAUGUCGUUGGGCAUUUAAUUGAUGUAGUUAUUUACCAAUGACCUACUCGCCUUAGAAUGAAGGACAUAACUGCGAACAUUCGACAAAAACAUCAUACUAACACGCGUAUUAAUUAAAGGCAAUGUGAAAGCGGAUCCCGACUGGCACACUAUCUGCCAUUUGCGGAAAGUGUUCCCUAACGACUAGCCUUGUGUAAAGGCUUCCAAAAUGAUUCGGGUAUAUGUCUCUCGUCCUCCUGAAGGAGUUAGUCAACUCAAAUCACCCCAAAUUUGAUAACUAAAUUCAGUGGCUUAGUAUCAUUAUGCAAAUAGAUAAUUCAAGUUAAGGCAACGG